AUGAAGAAGGUCUCAGUAAUUGCGUCCAUUUUCCUCUUGUCAAUACUUCGUUUUCAACAAUUCCUACACGCUUCUUCAUCGCCUCUCUUAUACGAAAACCAGGUUCACAACGAAUCUUCUGGUGGAAGUAGAAAUUUUAAACAGGAGCAGGAGGAUGCUCCUGAAGUGCGCUGCUCCAGAGAUAGAAGUAGGGCUGCGUGGAAAGUUAUGGAUCAGUAUUUAACACCAUUUGUGGAGAAAGAAAACUAUCAGCUUUCGAAAAAGUGCAGACUUCACCCUGAGAAUGAUAUGUUUAGAGAGCAAGAAGAGCAUAAAAUUUACUUAGACAGAAAUGAAUGGCGGUGUGGAUAUUGCAAGAAAAGUUUCCGUGAAGAAAAGUUUAUUGAUCAGCAUUUUGAGAAAAGGCACUACAAUCUUCUGGAUGUAAGUCAUGAAAAAUGCUUGGCUGAUUUAUGUGGGGCAUUACACUGUGAUGCUGCGAUGAAUUCCAAGUCCUCUAGAAGCAAGUGUAAUCCAGCAGCUGCUGCAAGAAAUCGUCACCUAUGUGAGAGUCUCGCUGACAGUUGUUUUCCUAUAAGCGAGGGUCCAUCAGCAAGCCGCCUUCAUGAGUUGUUUCUGCACCAGUUUUGUGAAGCUCAUUCCUGCUCGGGGAAACAUAAACCCUUCUCUAGAGGAGGCAAGGAUCAAGGAAGUUUCUUUCGCUUGGCUGUUGGAGCAUUGGUCUUGGUGCUACUUCCUGUGUUCUAUCUCUUUCUUUAUUUGAUACAAAGUGAUAUGAAGGGUCGGACUCAAGAGCUUCGUCGCAUCUCUAAAGCUGGAUGGAAAGCAAAACCAGCAUGA
Lathyrus sativus (Indian pea) is the source of this 840-nucleotide messenger RNA. Lineage: Eukaryota; Viridiplantae; Streptophyta; Magnoliopsida; Fabales; Fabaceae. The record is from the annotation of a GenBank genome assembly.